CGGGGAGGCAAAGCUGCUCACUUGAGAGAGGCUCUUCGAUCUCCUUCGCUGAUGCGAUUCAAUGCCAGCGGGCUGCUUCCGCACGCGCGAAUUAUGGUGACGUUGUACGAUGUGUAAUGUCCGUCCAGGACAUAAGUUCAACGAACUGAUAAAUUCCGGUUCAAACACGAGGCAGAACGCUUUAAAUGAACAGAACAGACAGCGAAGGCUUUGGAACGUUUUCAAAGAAUUACGUGCGUAGCUUUUUCUCGUUUCCCUUAAGACCACGCUUGCACACUCGGACACAGUGUAACAUAUCUGCUCACACCACGAAACAUGUCUCUCGCAGGAAAGGUUGCGCUCAUAACCGGCGGCACGAAGGGCAUUGGCGCAGCCAUCGCCGCCAAGUUUGUCAAAGAGGGUGCCGCUGUGGUCGUCAGCUACAGCGCUGACUCCGCAGCGGCAGAGAAGCUCGUCCAGGAGCUAGGAGCAGACAAGGUAUUGGCCGUUCAAGGCGAUGCGUCAAAAGUUUCGGACCUCGAAAGGCUUGUGAAAGCUACGGUUGAGAAAUUUAAACAGAUCGACGUCUUGAUUCCCAACGCGGGAACGAUGCCCAUGAUCGAUUUGGAGCACUUGACAGAGGAGAGCUACCAGCGAGUGAUGGACGUAAACACGAAGGGGCCCAUCUUCCUCGCUCAGAAAGCCGUUCCGCACAUGCGUGCAGGAUCCAAAAUCCUGUUCGUCUCCACGACACUGACGGCAGCCACCAACUUUACUCCGGGCUACCUUCCGUACAUGGCUUCCAAAGGCGCAAUCGAGCAAACCGUGCGCGUUCUCGCCAAAGACCUCGCCAGCAAAGGCAUAACGGUAAACGCCUUCGCGCCCGGACCGACGGCGACCGACCUUUUUCUCAAGGACAAGCCCGAGGCCGUGCUCAACCACAUCAAAAGUCUCAACCCGUUCGGCAAGAUCGGUGAUCCAAAUGACAUUGCUGACUUUGUUGCCAUGCUCGCAAGCGAUGGUACGAAGUGGCUGAGUGGACAAACCAUCAGGAUCAAUGGCGCGGCAGCAUGAGUGAAACUGAAUGGCUCGUUCAUCGUGCUGCCCGGAAGCGGUUUGAAGUUUAAGUCCGAAUUGCAGGCCUUGAGCCUCUGCGCCUUGCUCUCAUGAACUUGACAGCAUCUUGGUUCUUUGUGUGGACGCGGGUAAGGAUGUUUACGAACAUGGCAACCUCAUGUCCAAGAUUCCAAUGCACUCUAUGUCUAGUAAUAUACAUCGUCAUGACACAGCCACGCCUGCUCCAGUGCAAUAGCAACAAGCUCUGCCGCCGAGUUCAAAACGCGCUCUUUGUCGCCCAGCAAUCUCUCUGCGUCGAGCAACUGAUCAACCUGAACAAGGAUAUCUUCGAGCUCAAGGGCCCUCUUGUACAGUUUGUCUUUCGACUUUUUCAUUGUCUGGGAGGGCCACUGCAGCGUUUCGCAUAAUUUGAACAGCACAAAGUGUAGCCACAGCAGAUUUGUCCGGGGCUGGAACGUCGACCAUGGCUCGCUGUCCUCAAGCGCGCCAGAACUGACAAUGGACCGCAUAUACCUGUAGAUCUCGUACUGGUAAUCUACGUCCGCAUCGCCUUCGAAUAUUUUGGGCUGUUUCUGCAGUGGGUUAUACGCGACGCCAGCGUCGAUCGACGAAUUUGUCGACGAACU
Molecule: messenger RNA, 1682 nt
Organism: Verruconis gallopava
Lineage: Eukaryota; Fungi; Ascomycota; Dothideomycetes; Venturiales; Sympoventuriaceae
Exons: 2
Coding region: 316-1053 (245 amino acids)
Source: RefSeq, a predicted model, not a curated record